This is a messenger RNA of Eublepharis macularius, 2082 nucleotides long. RefSeq names its product G protein nucleolar 3 like (gene GNL3L). Gene Ontology annotation, cellular component: nucleolus. The coding region runs from base 207 to 1841 and encodes 544 amino acids. The record is from RefSeq and is a predicted model, not a curated record. The transcript is spliced from 13 exons. Gene Ontology annotation, molecular function: GTP binding. Lineage: Eukaryota; Metazoa; Chordata; Lepidosauria; Squamata; Eublepharidae.
CUGAGCUGGGCCGGGCCGUGCUGCCCGGCGCCCUCCGCGCCUGCCCGGCCCGCCCCUGCCGCUGCCGGGGAGGCGCCAGGGCGGGAAGCGGAACCGGCGGCGGGGGCGGGCGCGGGGCGGCUCUGCUCCGCCUGUCCUGUCCUGCCUUGUCCUGCCUUGCGGUGCGCGGCCCUUCGCGGCGGAGCAGCGGGAGGGACCCUCGCGCCAUGGCCCGGCACGGGAAGCCCCGCGCCCCCGACCCGGGCCGAGCAGGGCCGGCGAGCAGACGCGAAUCCCGGCUUCGCCUGGCAGGGCCCGGAGGAGCCGCGCAGAGGCCGCCGCGCAGCCGGGCGCUGGAGCUGGAGGCGCGGCGGCGCCUGGCGCGGCAGCAGCAGACGAGCCGGUGGCGGGACCUGGAAGGGCUGCAGAGGGACGCCCUGCGCAGGCAGCGGGGCUUCGAGCGGAAGGAGAUGGAGCUGAAGCAGCUGGCGGAGUGUGAGGGGCUGGAGAAAGACCGCCCCUGCACGGCUUAUUACAGGGAGUUCAGGAAGGUGAUUGAAGCCGCUGACGUGAUUUUGGAAGUCCUUGAUGCUCGGGACCCCCAAGGCUGCCGCUGCCCCCAAGUGGAACAGGCUGUGAUGCAGGCGGGAGCGCACAAGAGACUGGUCCUGGUAUUGAACAAAAUCGAUCUGGUGCCUAAAGAGAUCGUUGCAAAAUGGCUGAAGUAUCUGAGGAACGAAUUCCCCGCAGUCGCCUUCAAAGCCUCCACUCAGCAGCAGAGCAAAAACCUGCAACAGAGCCGCGUUCCAGUAGCUCAGGCCUCAGGUGACCUGCUUAGCAGUGGGGCUUGUGUCGGAGCUGACAGCCUCAUGAAAGUGCUGUCUAAUUACUGCCGAAACCAGGAUGUCAGAACUGCCAUCAGUGUCGGUGUUGUGGGCUUCCCAAAUGUUGGCAAAAGCAGCUUAAUCAACAGCUUGAAGAGGAGCCGGGCCUGCAGCGUUGGUGCCACUCCUGGAGUCACCAAGUGCCUGCAAGAAAUUCAGCUUGACAAACACAUCAAACUCCUGGACUGUCCAGGGAUUGUCAUGGCUGCUUCUUCCUCUGAUGCUGCCAUGAUCCUACGAAAUUGCAUCAAGAUAGAGCAGCUGGUUGACCCUGUGACCCCGGUGGAGGCCAUCUUGAAACGGUGCAACCAGCAGCAGAUCAUGCAGCACUAUGGGGUACCAGAUUUCAGGGAUACGGUGGAAUUCCUGGCUCAUUUGGCCAGGCGGCAAGGCAAGCUGAAGAAAGGAGGGACGCCCGACCUCGAGAAGGCAGCCAAAGCAGUGCUGAGUGACUGGACAAGUGGGAAGAUCAUCUACUUCACUCACCCGCCCGAGACCCACACACUCCCCACUCACAUCAGCGCAGAGAUCGUGGCAGAGAUGGGGAAAGCCUUCGAUUUCGAACUGCUGGAGCAAGGCAAUGCGGAGGCCUUGGCAUAUAUGCCCUCUGGCCCUGCAGGGAUCGCAAUGGAGGGCUUGGGCCUCACCUGUGGAGAAGUGGAGAUGGAGGAGGAAGAGGGACUGUCCGGUUACAAACAAGCAGAGUCCAAGAUGGAGGAAGACGGGGAUCCAGAGUUUGGCCUCAUAACAGUGGAGCUGAAAGCCAAGAGCAAGACUCUCGGGGUGGCUGAGAAAGCGGUGCCUAGAGCUCCAGACCUGAAGGAGAUUGCUGCCUUAGACCCUCUGCAGCAGGGCCAGGGCUUGCAGGCUGCGAGCAAGAGGCGCAAGAAACAGCGAAAGAGAGCAGAGAAAAUAGCCACCAAGCUCUCGGCCUCCUUGACAGCAGCCAUGAAUUUCAGCUUCACCAGUGACCGGUGAGCAAACUGCUCAGGAAAAGAGAUGGGCAGAGGGAAUGCCUUUAUCUCCCUCGGAAAGGAAGGCUGCUCCGCCCAUUCUUCUGCAGCAGGAGAGAGACUGGACCCCGCAGGAUUUGUGCGUCGCUUCAGAAGCCGGCAGCCUGACAGCUAUACAAAAAACAGGAGUUGUUUCUGUAAAGAACUUUUUAUUACCAGUGUAAAUUAAGAGACAAAAUUUAUUAAACUCAGCACUGAACACUGAA